AUGGCCAAGGGGGAGAGGGAGGGGCGCCUCCCCCUCUUGCUGCUGCUGCUGCUCGUCUUGUGCCUCUUGGCCCAGUCCAGGAUCGCCGCCGCCGCCACCCACCCACAGGAUGCGGCUGCUCUCAAAUCCUUGAUGAGGAAAUGGUCAAAUGUGCCUGCUAGCUGGAGGAAGAAAUCGAAUGAUCCUUGCGGCGACAAAUGGGAUGGAAUUGAAUGCAAUGGUGCCAACUCAAGGGUUACAUCACUAAAUCUUUUUGGCAUGAACAUGAAAGGCACUCUUAGUGAUGAUAUAGGAAGCCUGACUGAGCUCAGGGUCUUGGAUUUAUCCUCAAAUAAAGACUUAGGUGGUCCACUUACACCUGCCAUUGGGAAAUUGAUUCAGCUUAUAAACUUAGCAUUGAUAGGUUGCAGUUUCAGCGGUUCUGUUCCGAGUGAACUAGGCAACCUUGCACAACUCGAAUUCUUCGGUCUGAACUCAAACCAAUUCACGGGCAGAAUCCCGCCCUCGCUGGGCAAGCUCUCCAAGGUUAAAUGGCUGGAUCUAGCUGAUAACAAGUUAACCGGACUUCUCCCAAACUCAAGGGACAAUGGCGCUGGAUUGGACCAGCUUCUUAAUGCAGAGCACUUCCAUCUUAACCAGAAUUCUCUAGAAGGUCCUAUCCCAGAAUAUAUGUUCAACUCCAGCAUGCACCUCAAGCAUAUACUUCUGGACAGGAACAAUUUUAGUGGAACUAUCCCAUCAUCUAUUGGGGUAAUCCCAACUCUUGAAGUACUUCGUCUAAAUAACAAUAACUUCACAGGCCGAGUUCCGGCUAUGAAUAACCUGACUAAGCUCCAUGUUCUAAUGCUGUCAAAUAACAAGCUAAGUGGACCAAUGCCGAAUUUGACUGAUAUGGAGGGUCUUGGAAAUGUGGAUCUAAGCAAUAACAGCUUCACGCCUUCUGGUGUUCCAAGUUGGUUUACAGAAUUGCCCGGACUAAUGACCCUUACAAUGCAGUCGGUUGGGAUUUCUGGGAAACUACCACAGAAGCUUUUCGGCUUGCGUGCUUUGCAACAUGUAAUAUUGAAUGAUAAUGAACUGAAUGAUACGCUUGACAUGGGCAAUAACAUCAAUGACGGACUAGACCUUGUCGACUUGCGGAACAACAAAAUUACCUCAGUUACAGUGUACAGCAGCCUUGACAGCAAGCUUCUCAAGCUUGAAGGAAACCCACUCUGCACCGACUCUCUUCUGUCAAACACGCUGCUCUGCACGGACCAGCUAACCGAAUUUCCAACCAUGCUACCCUUCUCUGAUGUACAGUGUCCACAUCCAUUUGUUGAAACUAUAUUCUUCCGAUCUCCUUCCUUUGGCGAUGUCAGAAAGUUCCUUCCUGAACUGCACGACAACCUGUCGAGAACAGUGAGCAGUUGUACCCCGAACAAGCUAGGUUUGAUACCAUACAUUGAUGACGUGUACCUGAAAGUAGACAUCAAGGCGUGCCCUGUAAAGCAGAAGAGGUUCAAUUACUCUCAGGUGCUCAACUGCUUUAAUCUAACACUUCAGACUUACAAGCCACCGGAGAAUUUUGGACCUUACUAUGUGAAAUCACAUCCUUAUCCGUUCCACGACAAAGCUUCUCGAGCUAUUUUGAUUGGUGUCGUGACUGGCUCUGUUCUUUUGGUUGUCGGGCUCGCGCUGAUUGGACUUUACGCCCUGCGUCAAAAGAAACGGGCUAAGAAGCUUGUCUCCCAGAAUAAUCCUUUUGCUUCGUGGGGAUCAACGCCGGAAGAUAUUGGUGAAGCGCCAAAACUCAAGAGCGCUAGAGCCUUCACACUGGAAGAGCUCAAGCUUAGCACAAACGACUUCAAACAAAUCAAUGCAAUUGGAGAAGGAGGCUAUGGAACGGUGUACCGAGGAAAACUUCUGGAUGGACAGCUCAUAGCCAUCAAGAGGUCCAAGCAAGGGUCCAUGCAGGGUGGGCUUGAGUUCAAGACAGAAAUCGAGCUCCUUUCGAGGGUGCAUCACAACAACUUGGUUGGGCUAGUUGGUUUCUGCUUCGAGAAGGGCGAAAAGAUGCUGGUUUACGAGUUCAUAUCCAAUGGAACUCUAAGUGAGGCGUUAUAUGGUAUGAAAGGAGUACAACUGGAUUGGAGUAUGAGACUUAAGAUAGCUCUAGAUUCAGCCAGAGGGCUAGCUUACCUCCAUGACCAUGCCAAUCCUCCAAUCAUUCAUAGAGAUAUCAAGUCGACCAACAUUCUCCUUGAUUCGAAGAUGACCGCAAAGGUUGCAGAUUUUGGCCUCUCCUUGUUGGUAUCAGACAGUGAGGAAGGCGAGCUGUGCACAAAUGUCAAGGGAACACUGGGUUACCUAGAUCCAGAGUACUACAUGACGCAGCAACUUACGGCGAAGAGCGAUGUCUACAGCUUCGGCGUGGUACUACUAGAGCUCAUAGUAGCCAAGCCACCCAUAUACGAGAAGAAGUACAUUGUCCGCGAGGUGAAGACGGCACUAGACAUGGAAGACACCAUGUACUGUGGGCUGAAGGAUGUGAUGGACCCAGUUCUCUACAAAAUGGGGGGCCUCCUAGGAUUCCCAAGGUUCGUGACGAUGGCACUGCAAUGCGUCGAAGAGGUGGGACCUGACCGCCCGAAGAUGAACAACCUAGUGAGGGAGAUCGAGAUGAUAAUGCAGGACAACGGGCUCACACCCGGUUCGAUGUCGGCGAGCUCUUCGUUCAGCGUGGACUCAACAACAAGGACAUUUGCACCAAGGUAUCCCUACUCCAGCACAUCGACGCCGUCCACUACGUAUCAGAUGGACAGCAGGGCCUUUGAGUACAGUGGGGGUUUCCCUUCUCAGGGCAGCUUGAAGAACAGGAACACAUCCCCUAAACCUCUAAACUCCCGGGAACGGAGGCUUCCUGGUUGA
Molecule: messenger RNA, 2910 nt
Organism: Triticum turgidum subsp. durum (durum wheat)
Lineage: Eukaryota; Viridiplantae; Streptophyta; Magnoliopsida; Poales; Poaceae
Source: the annotation of a GenBank genome assembly